GUUCGAAAAAUUGGUUCCGUCUCUGACGUCAGAAACUGUCUCGUCCAAGUUGAAAGUGGUCUGCAGUGCAGUUUCAUGUAAGUGUAAGACGCAGGCGCAACUGAUGUGGAACCUCGACAGUCUCUUGGCAAGUCUCUUCUAUUUCAGCCUUCUUCGUAUAAAGCCUGUGUCCAUGGAGCUACCCACUUGUUAGGGAACUGUGCUACCUUCCAGCCACUUGUGACUAGAUCGUUGUGCAGCUCAUGAUGCCCCGUUCUAUCCUAAAGCGACAGUCAACAGCGUCCGAUGCCGGAUCUGGUACUAGGUCUUUACGAUUGGCCCCCUAUUGGCCCCGCUCACGUCGUCCCCGCGUGCAUUUUCCCCCAACAUCAGUGAUAUCCUCUACCCAUCUAACUCACUCGCGAAGAGCGUACAACCGCAAGCCGAUUGUCGUAUCCCCCAACUUAUGCGAAUUACCGGGGCGCGACGAGCGAGUCUAUACCUGCACUUCUCCUCCUCCUAAAUUUGGUGUCGUGUCCUCCUCGUCCAAGAGGAGGUGCCUCCGCCCUGCUGCGUACAAGGCGUGCGAACCAGAAUCAGAGCUUCCAUCAUUGACGCUCGGUAUCUCCGAGCUCUCCCUGUCAGAAUCGCCAGCGCCCGAGGAAGAGUCCAAUGGCUCUGGUCCUGACUCCCCCGACAUACCUCCCAUCACAAUGCAUGCGCCCGUCCCACGUUGCCCAAGGAAGUUUAACCAAAUCUUGUCGUUUUUUGCUCGUGAGAAGUCGGACCCGGACUCUGGGGUAUUGCCCCGGGAUAAGACACCGGCGCAGAAUCCGCGGAAUACGACGCAAAGUGCUUUUCGAGAGCCGGAGCCUGACGGCUGUCUCGGCGGUUUUUAGAUAAUAUGUUAAAUUCGUUGGACGGUUUCUAUUAUUCUCGCAGUCAACAGUAUUCCAAUUCUAGUUUUGAUCAGGACAAAUUUUAGCCGCCCGUCGGCUUCCAAAUCUAAUCCGGAUUUGGAAGUACCGAUCGGAAUUCAUGUACCCAGAUAUAUGCAUCUUUUCUUGACUCGUAUCGGCCGUUUUCAUCGAUUACCACCACUGUCGUUAGUAUUACGCUCGGGGAUUCGGACGAACAUGACUCUCGCCGAUGAAAUUGCAGAACAC
Molecule: messenger RNA, 1145 nt
Organism: Guyanagaster necrorhizus
Lineage: Eukaryota; Fungi; Basidiomycota; Agaricomycetes; Agaricales; Physalacriaceae
Exons: 2
Coding region: 243-878 (211 amino acids)
Source: RefSeq, a predicted model, not a curated record